GGGGAUCCCCCUUUAAAACCCUCGCUACAGCUUUUCUGGGGAGGGGUCUGGGCUCAGACCUGCCGGGGGCUCCUCGCCAUCCCCCGUAGCCCCCCGUAGCGGGGAGGGGCGGGCUCUGGGGGGGGAUGGGAAAGGCGUGCGGCCCCUUUAAAUUUACCCAGGAGCCCUUAAAGGAGCCCCAGGGGCCCCACGGCCGCGUCCCCACCCCGGUCUGCCCCCGCCCGCCGCCGCCGCCGCCCCGGGCCCGCCAUGGAGCCCCCGGGCCCCCGGGCCGCCCCCCGCCCGCUCCCGGCCCCCGCCAGCCCAGCCCCUUCCCCGCGGGGGCCGCGGCGGAGCCUGAAGAACCGGGAGAAGCCUCGGGAACAUCCCAGGGAGCCCCAAAAGCCCCGGGAGAAGCCCCAGGAACAUCCCCAAAAGCUCCAGAAGCUCCAGGAUCACCCCCGGGAUCACCCGCAGAAGCUCCAGGCGCACCCUCGGAUGCACCCCCAGGCCCACCCCCAGGCCCACCCCCAGGAUCACCCCCAAAAGCUCCAGUCCCACCCCCAGACCCACCCCCGGGAUCACCCCCAAAAGCUCCAGGAGCAUCCCUGGGAUCACCCCCAGGAUCACGCCCAGUGCCACCCCCAGUCCCACCCCCGGGAUCACCCCCAGGAUCACCCCCAAAAGCUCCAGUCCCACCCCCGGGAGCACCCCCAAAAGCUCCAGUCCCACCCCCAGGCCCACCCCCGGGAGCGGCGGGCGUCGCGGCCGGGCCGCAGCCGCGUGCCGGGCCGGGACCACCGGCGCUAUUACCACGAGCGCUGGCGCUCCGAGUACCUGAUGGAGUUCAACGCGGCGCGGCGCGGCAUGCGCUGCCUGGUGUGCGGCAGCGCCCUGGCCACGCUCAAGCUCAGCACCAUCAAGCGCCACAUCCGCCAGAAGCACCCCUACUCCGGGGCGUGGGGACCCCGCGAGAAGCAGCUGGUGCUGCGCUCCUGGGAGGCGCGGCCGGGGAACGGCCCCCGGCCCCAGGGAGCCCCCGGCGGCACCUGCGGGACAGGGCCCCGCCCCCCGUCCCCAAAGGCCACCAGGGUGUCCCCGGGGGGCUCUGUGGCUGCCGGGGACUCCCUGCGGGGGUGGCUGCGGGCCGAGCUGCUGCUGGACCUGGAGGCCGGGGGCCACCGGCUGCGCUGCCUGCUGUGCUGCUGUCCCCUGCCCUCGCUGCACCUCGGCGACAUCCGGAGCCACGCGCUGGCAGCGCACCCGGACAGCCUGCGGGGACAGCGGGGACAGGGCGGGGACAGCCUGCGGGGACACCCGGACAGCCUGCGGGGACACCCGGACAGCCCGCGGGGACACCCGGACAGCCCGCGGGGACAGCGGGGACAGGGCGGGGACAGCCUGCGGGGACACCCGGACAGCCCGCGGGGACACCCGGACAGCCUGCGGGGACAGCGGGGACAGGGCGGGGACACCCCGCGGGGACACCCGGACAUCCCGCGGGGACACCCGGACAGCCCAGCCCUGCCAGCCCCCGGUCCCGCCGAGGAGGAGGAAGAGGAGGACAAAGAGGCCGCAGGGGGGGUGGGGGGCACAGGAGCCCCCCCAGCCUGAGCCCCCCGGGAUGGGGACACUGGGGGGACCCUCUGUGUGACCCUCGGGGGUGCCACCACCCUCAAUGUCCCCCCGGGUGUCACUGUCACCCCCCCGGGUGUCACCUUAUUUAUGUGUGUGUGUCCCCCUUUUGUACACGACCCCCCAAUAAACCCCCCCAGGGUCAUGGGGACACUUGGGGACAUCUGAGAGCAACACGGGGACACUGGGGGGGUCCCGGGGACACUGGGGGGGUCCCA
This is a messenger RNA of Oenanthe melanoleuca, 1832 nucleotides long. It is a transcript of the gene ZFTA, whose product is annotated as zinc finger translocation associated. The record is from RefSeq and is a predicted model, not a curated record. NCBI's taxonomy places the organism in Eukaryota, Metazoa, Chordata, Aves, Passeriformes, Muscicapidae. Bases 250 to 1593 code for a protein of 447 amino acids. The transcript is spliced from 4 exons. Gene Ontology annotation, biological process: negative regulation of DNA-templated transcription.